AUGGUAUCCAAGAUGACCAACCUACUGUCAACCCUCCACCUCAACCUCCUCACCCUCCUCUCCAACCUCUUCUCCCACCUGACCUCCCUCUUCUUCUCCCUCCUCUCCCUCACUCACGCCCUUCUUAUCGUUUUGGGCUUCACCCGUCCUAAUCAAUGGGAGCCCCCCACAUUCCUCGACUCCCUCCUCUAUUCCCCCCUCUUACACCUCACCACCAACCUCUACCAAACCCUCCUCUUCCUCCGCGGCCACCCCUUCCAUCCACCCCCUCACCACUCCCGCAUACGAGUAGUCUGUCUCUCCGACACCCACUCCCUCCGCCCCCCCUCCAUCCCCAGAGGCGACCUCCUCAUCCACGCAGGGGACCUUUCUGCAACCGGAACAUUCGACGACCUCCAAGACCAAAUAAGCUGGCUUUCUUCCCUUCCGUUCAGACACAAGGUUGUUGUCGGCGGUAAUCACGAUUGUUUCCUAGACAGGGCAAGCUCCAUCCAUCGGACCAGAGGGCAAAAGGAAAAGAGGAAACUGGAUUGGAAAGGCGUGGUGUGGUUGCAGGAUGAGUUGACAACCCUAGAAUUUGAGGACAGGGAGGUGGGGGGAAAGAGGAAAUUGAACAUCUUUGGGAGGCGUUGGGUCAGGAGGUGCGGGGGUGAUGAUUUUGCGUUUCAAUAUGAUGACGAGAGGCCGCCUUGGGAAGGGAGAAUCCCGGUUGAGACGGAUGUUUUGGUUACGCAUUGUCCUCCGGUUUGCUUACCCCUUUUUUUGUCGUCACAGAUGUGGGAGAUGCUAACGAGAGAACAGAAAGGCCACCGCGACUUGCUGCUUGGUUGUCCUUCGUUGCUGGCCGAGCUGUGGAAGGUGAAACCGAAGCUUCACGUGUUUGGGCAUGUUCAUCACGGGGCGGGGGUGGAGAGUGUGUUCUUUGAUGAGUGCCAGGCGGCGUAUGAGGGUCUUGUUUUGCGGACGGCGGCGGUGGAAAUGAGUAUGCUGAAGAGAUGGUUCGAUUUUCAGGGGCUGAAAUAUGCGUUGAGUAUGUUGAGGUAUGGGCUGCAGAGUGUGCUGUGGAAGUGGAUCAUGGCUGGGCCGGCGAGUAACAAUGGGGGAGUGUUGGUUAAUGCUGGGGUGAUGAAGGGGAAUACGGGCAGAUUGAGGAAAGGAAGGGGGACGGUGAAAGUGGUUGAUUUAGUGAUUGGUGGUGGAAAAUAG
Molecule: messenger RNA, 1206 nt
Organism: Podospora anserina S mat+
Lineage: Eukaryota; Fungi; Ascomycota; Sordariomycetes; Sordariales; Podosporaceae
Exons: 1
Coding region: 1-1206 (401 amino acids)
Molecular function (GO): hydrolase activity
Source: RefSeq, a predicted model, not a curated record